Messenger RNA from Besnoitia besnoiti, 1053 nucleotides. Its product is annotated as eukaryotic initiation factor-2, alpha subunit. Gene Ontology annotation, cellular component: eukaryotic 48S preinitiation complex; multi-eIF complex; eukaryotic translation initiation factor 2 complex. The record is from RefSeq and is a predicted model, not a curated record. The transcript is spliced from 8 exons. The coding region runs from base 1 to 1053 and encodes 350 amino acids. Lineage: Eukaryota; Apicomplexa; Conoidasida; Eucoccidiorida; Sarcocystidae. Gene Ontology annotation, molecular function: translation initiation factor activity; ribosome binding; RNA binding.
AUGGAGGCUACAAACGGUGUGGCGGCCCCCCAGGCGGGAGGCAUGGCUGCGGUGCCGAAGGCAGACUUGGGUGACUGCAGAUUCUAUGAGGAGCGUUUCCCCGAUGUGGAAGAUUUGGUUAUGGUCAAAGUCAACCGAAUUGCCGACCUCGGCGCCUACGUCAGCCUUCUCGAGUACAACAACAUGGAGGGUAUGAUUCUCAUGAGUGAACUGAGCAAGCGACGAUUCCGUAGUGUCAACAAACUCAUUCGCGUUGGACGCCACGAGGUCGUCAUGGUUCUUCGCGUUGAUCCCAAGAAGGGAUACAUCGACUUGAGCAAGAGACGUGUGAGCCCCGAAGAUAUCGUCAAGUGUGAAGAGAAGUUCAGCAAGUCCAAAAAGGUGCAUCAGACUGUCCGCCACGUCGCGCAGAAGCACGGCAUGAAGGUUGAUGACCUGAACCGUUCCGUCAUCUGGCCGCUGUACCGAAAGUACGGCCACGCGCUUGACGCCUUGAAGGAGGCGGCCAUGCGCCCAGACGAAGUUUUCGCAGGCCUCGAAGUCGAUGAAGAGGUCCGGAAGUCGCUCAUUCAAGACAUCCAGUUGCGUCUCGCGCCCCAGGCUCUCAAACUGCGCGCGCGCGUGGAUGUGUGGUGCUUCGGCAAGGAUGGCAUCGACGCCGUGAAGGCUGCGCUGCAGGCUGGACAAGAAGUCGGCGACAAGGAGGUGACUAUCAACAUCAAGCUUAUUGCGCCUCCGCAGUACGUUGUCGUCACGUCGUGCUACGAUAAGGAACUCGGCAUGAGGAAAAUCGAAGAGGCGAUGAAGGCGAUCAGCGACAAGAUCAAGAGCGCCAGCGGAGGCGACUUCAAGCAGCAGGGGGAGAUUGUCGUCAUGGGAGGCGAAGAGGAGAGACGGUUGGAAGAGCUCCUGGAGGAGGCCGACGAAGACGACAGCAGCGAGGAAGAGGAAGAAGAGGAUGAGGGAAUGGGUCGCGUCGAGGGCGACAUCCCUGAAGACGAGCUCGAGGACGACGACGAAGAGGAUGAGAAGGCAGGCGAUGACAAGGCGUAA